Eucalyptus grandis is the source of this 1225-nucleotide messenger RNA. Its product is annotated as probable ribosome-binding factor A, chloroplastic. Lineage: Eukaryota; Viridiplantae; Streptophyta; Magnoliopsida; Myrtales; Myrtaceae. Gene Ontology annotation, molecular function: ribosomal small subunit binding. The record is from RefSeq and is a predicted model, not a curated record. Gene Ontology annotation, biological process: rRNA processing; ribosome biogenesis. The transcript has 3 exons. Bases 28 to 702 code for a protein of 224 amino acids.
UCGUCCCGCUGCAGCCGGUCACCAGCGAUGCCAGGCCUCAUCCUCCAGCUCCACAAUGCGCCGUCCCUCAGGCACCCGCUCCCGCCAGCCGCCCUCCGCCUCGCCGCGGCGCCUCCUCGGCACGCCCGCUUCGCGCGCGCGUCCCCGGCCGCCGCUGGCGCGAGGGCGAGGGCGGCUGCGGCGGCGGCGGCGGUGAGGUGCAUGGCGAACCCGAGGAGGGUGAAGAUGGUGGCGAAGCAGAUAAGGAGGGAGCUCUCCGACAUGCUGCUCACGGACAAGGUGCUGCAGUACGCGAUUCUGCCCGAGGCCGCCCUGGGAGCCGACCGCUACCUGUCGUCGCUCACCACCAUCAGCGACGUCGAGGUCUCUUCCGAUUUGCAGGUGGUUAAAGUGUAUGUAUCAGUCUUUGGUGAUGAAAGAGGAAGAGAAAUUGCAAUUGCUGGAUUGAAAUCAAAAGCUAAAUAUGUUCGUAGCAUGCUGGGAAGACGUAUGAAGUUACGUCUCACUCCUGAAAUACGUUUUAUAGAAGAUGAAUCUCUAGAAAGGGGAAGCAGGGUUAUUGCUAUACUAGAUAAAAUAAAGGAUGAGAAAAAGACAGCAGGAGGUCAGGAUGAAGAGCAAGUUGAGGAAUCGGAUCAUCCUCAAGAUGAAAGCGAUUGGGAAGGCGAGGAUCCCGAUGGAGACAUUAUUUAUGUGGAGUAGGUCUAACUGCUGCAGAGCAACAGCACUAUGUUGCUAGACUGGGCAUACUGCUGCUUAACUGGUUAGUUUGGUGUUGUCUUUGUAGGGAAGAGAAUUCUUUUUCUUCUGUUCAAUGACAAAAUACGAUAGCAAUCGUAUUGUAGGAUGCAGCUUAGCCAUAUUCUAGAUCUUGUUGGAACAAAUUGUUAUUUAUGUGCUAUAUUUUCAUAGGAUUGUAUAUGUUAUUUUCUAUUGAAGGAAUAGCCAAUGUGCCUGAAAUACUUGGCACUGUAUCUAUAUUAUUUGCCACUCUACUCAACCCUGCCCAUUUGGGGUGAAGAAUCUUCAGCUGAUAUUGAUGUGACCAUCUUCUUUUGCCAGCCUGAAAUGGGAAAGAAAUUAUCAGCCGAUUGAUUCCCUAGUUAAAUGCUAAACCCAAUAGAUAAGCUGAAUUUUUUUGUUGAGGCCGUUUGGCAGUCCAGGCCGUCAUUUUGUUGUAAUUGGUAAAUCUCAAGCAUCAAACUAAGAAAACGGUGAUUGUUCA